Messenger RNA from Cydia splendana, 5059 nucleotides. It is a transcript of the gene rin, whose product is annotated as nascent polypeptide-associated complex subunit alpha, muscle-specific form. The transcript is spliced from 26 exons. Gene Ontology annotation, molecular function: mRNA binding. NCBI's taxonomy places the organism in Eukaryota, Metazoa, Arthropoda, Insecta, Lepidoptera, Tortricidae. The record is from RefSeq and is a predicted model, not a curated record. The coding region runs from base 170 to 5035 and encodes 1621 amino acids. Gene Ontology annotation, cellular component: cytosol; ribonucleoprotein complex.
UAAAUUGACACCGAACGGUGAGGUAGGCUCUUUUUCUGUUUUCAGUCCUUAUUUAUCGUGAAAAUUACUCGAAUUUCGUGAUAUUCCGCCGCAGUACACACAAGUUUAAUGCCUAAAAUUUGCUGAGGCUUACAGCAGAGGGCAGUGUCGGGUCUCGUGAACAAGAGCGAUGGUAAUGGAGGCGUCCCCGUCCCCCUCCCCGCAGAGCGUCGGCCGCGAGUUCGUCCGCCAGUACUACACGCUGCUGAACAAGGCACCCACACACCUCCACAGGUUCUAUAACAACUACUCGUCGUUCGUGCACGGCGGUCUGGACGCGCCGCACCGGGAGACGCUCCCCGUGGUCGGCCAGAAGCAGAUCCACAACCGCAUCCAGCAGCUCAACUUCCGCGACUGUCAUGCCAAGAUCAGCCAGGUGGACUCUCAGGCGACGCUCGGGAACGGCGUGGUGGUGCAGGUGACGGGCGAGCUGUCCAACGGCGGCGCCCCCAUGCGGCGCUUCACGCAGACCUUCGUGCUCGCGGCCCAGUCGCCCAAGAAGUACUACGUGCACAACGACAUCUUCCGCUACCAGGACCUGGUGCCCGAGGACGAGGAGCCGGGCUCACCCGCGGAGCCGGCCGGCUACUUCCCCCCGCCGCCCUUCCCGCCCGCCUUCCCGGCGCCGCCCGCCCUGGACGAGCCCACGCUCAACGGCCACCAGCCCGAGCGGCUCCACGUGGCGGUACCCGCAGCACCCUCGGUCCCCUUGGAGCCCUCGCCCCCGCCGGCGGCGCCCGAGCCCGAGCCCGCGCCGGAGCCCGAGCCGCCGCGCGAGCCCGAGCCCGAGCCGCCCGUGCCGCAGCCCCAGCCCGUGGUCCCCCCCGAGCCGAAGACGUACGCCAACCUGCUGAAGUCGUCCGCGCCGGCCCCGGCGGCGCCCCUGCCCGCCCCCGCCGCGCCCGCGCCCGCGCCCGCGCACGCGCCCGCGCACGCGCACGCGCACGCGCAGCAGCCCGCCGCCGCGCCCGCGCCGCCCGAGCCGCGCCCCAACCACGUCACCCUGCCUGUCGCCGCGCACGCGCAGCAGCCCGCCGCCGCGCCCGCGCCGCCCGAGCCGCGCCCGCGCGUGCCGCGCCCGCCCCGGGACUCGCAGCCCAACGGUAACACACACUUGUCCCCAGCAACCACGUCACCCUGCCUGUCGCCGCGCACGCGCAGCAGCCCGCCGCCGCGCCCGCGCCGCCCGAGCCGCGCCCGCGCCAACCACGUCACCCUGCCUGUCGCCGCGCACGCGCAGCAGCCCGCCGCCGCGCCCGCGCCGCCCGAGCCGCGCCCGCGCGUGCCGCGCCCGCCCCGGGACUCGCAGCCCAACGGUAACACACACUUGUCCCCAGCAACCACGUCACCCUGCCUGUCGCCGCGCACGCGCAGCAGCCCGCCGCCGCGCCCGCGCCGCCCGAGCCGCGCCCGCGCCAACCACGUCACCCUGCCUGUCGCCGCGCACGCGCAGCAGCCCGCCGCCGCGCCCGCGCCGCCCGAGCCGCGCCCGCGCGUGCCGCGCCCGCCCCGGGACUCGCAGCCCAACGGUAACACACACUUGUCCCCAGCAACCACGUCACCCUGCCUGUCGCCGCGCACGCGCAGCAGCCCGCCGCCGCGCCCGCGCCGCCCGAGCCGCGCCCGCGCCAACCACGUCACCCUGCCUGUCGCCGCGCACGCGCAGCAGCCCGCCGCCGCGCCCGCGCCGCCCGAGCCGCGCCCGCGCGUGCCGCGCCCGCCCCGGGACUCGCAGCCCAACGGUAACACACACUUGUCCCCAGCAACCACGUCACCCUGCCUGUCGCCGCGCACGCGCAGCAGCCCGCCGCCGCGCCCGCGCCGCCCGAGCCGCGCCCGCGCCAACCACGUCACCCUGCCUGUCGCCGCGCACGCGCAGCAGCCCGCCGCCGCGCCCGCGCCGCCCGAGCCGCGCCCGCGCGUGCCGCGCCCGCCCCGGGACUCGCAGCCCAACGGUAACACACACUUGUCCCCAGCAACCACGUCACCCUGCCUGUCGCCGCGCACGCGCAGCAGCCCGCCGCCGCGCCCGCGCCGCCCGAGCCGCGCCCGCGCCAACCACGUCACCCUGCCUGUCGCCGCGCACGCGCAGCAGCCCGCCGCCGCGCCCGCGCCGCCCGAGCCGCGCCCGCGCGUGCCGCGCCCGCCCCGGGACUCGCAGCCCAACGGUAACACACACUUGUCCCCAGCAACCACGUCACCCUGCCUGUCGCCGCGCACGCGCAGCAGCCCGCCGCCGCGCCCGCGCGUGCCGCGCCCGCCCCGGGACUCGCAGCCCAACGGUAACACACACUUGUCCCCAGCAACCACGUCACCCUGCCUGUCGCCGCGCACGCGCAGCAGCCCGCCGCCGCGCCCGCGCCGCCCGAGCCGCGCCCGCGCGUGCCGCGCCCGCCCCGGGACUCGCAGCCCAACGGUAACACACACUUGUCCCCAGCAACCACGUCACCCUGCCUGUCGCCGCGCACGCGCCGCCCGAGCCGCGCCCGCGCGUGCCGCGCCCGCCCCGGGACUCGCAGCCCAACGCAACCACGUCACCCUGCCUGUCGCCGCGCACGCGCAGCAGCCCGCCGCCGCGCCCGCGCCGCCCGAGCCGCGCCCGCGCGUGCCGCGCCCGCCCCGGGACUCGCAGCCCAACGGUAACACACACUUGUCCCCAGCAACCACGUCACCCUGCCUGUCGCCGCGCACGCGCAGCAGCCCGCCGCCGCGCCCGCGCCGCCCGAGCCGCGCCCGCGCCAACCACGUCACCCUGCCUGUCGCCGCGCACGCGCAGCAGCCCGCCGCCGCGCCCGCGCCGCCCGAGCCGCGCCCGCGCGUGCCGCGCCCGCCCCGGGACUCGCAGCCCAACGGUAACACACACUUGUCCCCAGCAACCACGUCACCCUGCCUGUCGCCGCGCACGCGCAGCAGCCCGCCGCCGCGCCCGCGCCGCCCGAGCCGCGCCCGCGCCAACCACGUCACCCUGCCUGUCGCCGCGCACGCGCAGCAGCCCGCCGCCGCGCCCGCGCCGCCCGAGCCGCGCCCGCGCGUGCCGCGCCCGCCCCGGGACUCGCAGCCCAACGGUAACACACACUUGUCCCCAGCAACCACGUCACCCUGCCUGUCGCCGCGCACGCGCAGCAGCCCGCCGCCGCGCCCGCGCCGCCCGAGCCGCGCCCGCGCCAACCACGUCACCCUGCCUGUCGCCGCGCACGCGCAGCAGCCCGCCGCCGCGCCCGCGCCGCCCGAGCCGCGCCCGCGCGUGCCGCGCCCGCCCCGGGACUCGCAGCCCAACGGUAACACACACUUGUCCCCAGCAACCACGUCACCCUGCCUGUCGCCGCGCACGCGCAGCAGCCCGCCGCCGCGCCCGCGCCGCCCGAGCCGCGCCCGCGCCAACCACGUCACCCUGCCUGUCGCCGCGCACGCGCAGCAGCCCGCCGCCGCGCCCGCGCCGCCCGAGCCGCGCCCGCGCGUGCCGCGCCCGCCCCGGGACUCGCAGCCCAACGGUAACACACACUUGUCCCCAGCAACCACGUCACCCUGCCUGUCGCCGCGCACGCGCAGCAGCCCGCCGCCGCGCCCGCGCCGCCCGAGCCGCGCCCGCGCCAACCACGUCACCCUGCCUGUCGCCGCGCACGCGCAGCAGCCCGCCGCCGCGCCCGCGCCGCCCGAGCCGCGCCCGCGCGUGCCGCGCCCGCCCCGGGACUCGCAGCCCAACGGUAACACACACUUGUCCCCAGCAACCACGUCACCCUGCCUGUCGCCGCGCACGCGCAGCAGCCCGCCGCCGCGCCCGCGCCGCCCGAGCCGCGCCCGCGCCAACCACGUCACCCUGCCUGUCGCCGCGCACGCGCAGCAGCCCGCCGCCGCGCCCGCGCCGCCCGAGCCGCGCCCGCGCGUGCCGCGCCCGCCCCGGGACUCGCAGCCCAACGGUAACACACACUUGUCCCCAGCAACCACGUCACCCUGCCUGUCGCCGCGCACGCGCAGCAGCCCGCCGCCGCGCCCGCGCCGCCCGAGCCGCGCCCGCGCCAACCACGUCACCCUGCCUGUCGCCGCGCACGCGCAGCAGCCCGCCGCCGCGCCCGCGCCGCCCGAGCCGCGCCCGCGCGUGCCGCGCCCGCCCCGGGACUCGCAGCCCAACGGUAACACACACUUGUCCCCAGCAACCACGUCACCCUGCCUGUCGCCGCGCACGCGCAGCAGCCCGCCGCCGCGCCCGCGCCGCCCGAGCCGCGCCCGCGCCAACCACGUCACCCUGCCUGUCGCCGCGCACGCGCAGCAGCCCGCCGCCGCGCCCGCGCCGCCCGAGCCGCGCCCGCGCGUGCCGCGCCCGCCCCGGGACUCGCAGCCCAACGGUAACACACACUUGUCCCCAGCAACCACGUCACCCUGCCUGUCGCCGCGCACGCGCAGCAGCCCGCCGCCGCGCCCGCGCCGCCCGAGCCGCGCCCGCGCCAACCACGUCACCCUGCCUGUCGCCGCGCACGCGCAGCAGCCCGCCGCCGCGCCCGCGCCGCCCGAGCCGCGCCCGCGCGUGCCGCGCCCGCCCCGGGACUCGCAGCCCAACGAAGGCAGCCGCAACGAGCGCGGGCCGCGCGACGGCGACCGUGAGCGCGACUCGCGCGACUCUCGGGACUCUCGGGACUCGCGGCGCUACUCGGACUCGCAGCAGCUGUUCCUGGGCAACGUGCCGCCGUCCGCCACCGAGGAGGAGCUGCGCGCGCUGUUCUCGCGCUUCGGGCCCGUGGCCGAGCUGCGCGUGCUGGGCCGCGCGCCGCACCCGCACUACGGCUUCCUCACCUACGAGAGCGCCAAGCAUGCGCAGGACUGUCUCAGCGCGCAGCCGCUGUACUUCCCGGCGGACAGCCCGGACGGCGUGAAGCUGAACGUGGAGGAGAAGAAGGCGCGCGGCACGGCGGCGCGCGACGGCCGCGACGCGCCGCGCCGCCGCCCCUCCUCCUCGCACCGCGCCUUCCCCGCGCCGCCCCGCCAGCCCUACCGCCGCUAACGACGCACCUCGGCGCUCCUUCCC